AUGGAACAGGAACAGACGCAGGGUCUCGAGAUUCGGUCCCCUAAUUCGAUAUCAUCAUCCAAGUAUGUGAUAGGGCGUCAAAUGUAUGCCAGCAGGCCGGUGGGUCAGGUGACAGUAGGUCCCCGUGACAAUUCACUGCCGAUCAUCUCUUAUACCGGGUGGUUCGAAGAACAGACCUGGGAGGAGUUCGUUGGGGAAGUUCUCAGUGUCAUGCUUGGCCAGCUGGCAAAAACUCUUACCGUUCACAAGCACAGCCAGGGAUUGCAGGAUCAGGAGGUCUUCGUGGUUGGCUUCCAUGGCCCUCAAAUUUACAUUGCCCGUGGGCAUUUUCCUACUGAUGAAAUCAGCAGAGUGCAUUCAAAAGGGAUAUCGGGCAACGAAUUUUUCGAGCUGGAAUUUACAAGAGGGUAUAAUCCUUGCGAGAGGGAUGAUUGGCUAGAGGCUAUGCGGGCGCUGACAAGGCUGUUUCGAUACCUCCUAAGUGGGACUUCAAAGGUUGGCGCCAUGCAAGUUUAUUUGUCAAAAUCUGCCACCACGGCGGAGGGCUCAUGA
Aspergillus welwitschiae is the source of this 552-nucleotide messenger RNA. RefSeq lists its product as uncharacterized. The transcript has 3 exons. The coding region runs from base 1 to 552 and encodes 183 amino acids. Lineage: Eukaryota; Fungi; Ascomycota; Eurotiomycetes; Eurotiales; Aspergillaceae. The record is from RefSeq and is a predicted model, not a curated record.